Molecule: messenger RNA, 453 nt
Organism: Rhodamnia argentea
Lineage: Eukaryota; Viridiplantae; Streptophyta; Magnoliopsida; Myrtales; Myrtaceae
Product: two-component response regulator 24-like
Exons: 2
Coding region: 1-453 (150 amino acids)
Biological process (GO): phosphorelay signal transduction system
Source: RefSeq, a predicted model, not a curated record
AUGGCGAGCCCCAGCAUGAGGUGGAUCGACGAUGGAUGCAAUGUGGAUGGCGGUAACCCCGGACUGACAAGAGAAAAGUUGUUCGUGUUGGUCGUGGCUGAUGAUGCGCUCGUGCGUAAAGUACACGAGAAACUUGUGAGCAAGCUCAAAGUAGCAAAACAAGUCCAGACUCAAACCGCCGCAAAUCGGAAGGAAGCCUUGGAUCUUCACCUUUCUGGUUCAUCUUUUGAUAUUAUCCUCAUGGACAUGCAAAUGCCUAUCAUGGAUGGCCCUGAAGCGACGAAGGAGCUGCGAGCAAUGGGGGUAGAGAGCAUGAUCGUGGGAGUGACUUCGGUGGAUGCCACAGCCGAUAAGGAAGCUAUAGUAGAAGCGGGUCUGGAUGAGUGCCUUGCGAAGCCACUUACUGCCGAGAAGAUCAAGUAUCUUGUUGAAACCCUAGAGAGGAACAAAUAG